CAACUUCCCAACCAACACCCCAGCUCCAAGCCUCAUGGUAAACCUUCCUGUGGCGCUAGGUAGCAAACUUGCUGAAAACACGUAUAUGGUGUUGACUCUGACCCAUAUCGGACGAACAUGGCUUUAUCCGACACACACGAGCAUCUGCCAUCCCAAGCUAACGAUGAAAUUGGUGAAGCGGGACCAUCCAGUGGCAUGAAGCGCUUAUUAUGCGCCGAGCCCCUUGACGCAUCACCAAGCCGCUUCCCAAGGAAAAGCCUGUCGCUUGGGCUGUUCGUAUCUUGGCAUACGCUGGCAUCAAAGUCACGACAUCAUUGCCUAUCAUUGAAAAGAUUGUCCGGAGUCGAGGAGCUUCAGGGCCUUGCGCGCGACCUCAUGCAACGAGCCUUCUCGCCCGGCAGCUUGCCGCCUCACCUGGGCUCCCCCGCGUCAUCGCGCCUGUACUACCACUUCACACCCGAUAUGGAAUGCCUGAGCCUCCCCUCUGACGUGGCCCGUACGACACUCAAGUUGGUUGUAACGUACGACGGUUGGGAGUACGUUGUGUACGAACGACCGUUACGUUCGGGCGCACCUUUAGCGGACGAUGCUGAUACGCCGUUGCUGGUCACGGUGGUGGAGUUUGAGAGUACGGCACUUGUGAUCGGGCACCUGGGCAUUCGAGUGCAACUUGUGUCGUAUCCCAUGGUCUCCGUUCGCAAGGACUUUAUUGACGACAUAGACUUCCGGCUUCGAACCGACCCGGAUAACUUCAAAGGCAUCCUCAGCUGAUGCGCGCUACCUGCGCGACCUGCCUGGGAAGCAAGUAGGGAGAAGCAAGAGAGAACAUGGGAGAGGACGAGGAAGAGCAGCGGGAUAAAGAGCGAGAAGCGCAUGGGAAAAGGCAGCAGGCGGUGGACCCUUCGACCGAGGGCUGCUUGUCCGCAGCAUGUACCUCCGCGGUCUACCUCCCCGCCCAGUGUCGGACCCCGCCUCAUGCAGUACGUAUGCAUGGGUUGUAUGCGCCCACGGGAGUUCCCAUCCCUCAGUCAUGGGCUGCUGACACGGAAAAUGGCUUUGCUGGGCUCCGAACCCGGUGCAGCCAACCCACACCAGCAGACAGAAACUCAAGGAUUAAAAUUUAUACACAAUGAGUAACCGCUGGGUGGUAGCUAGCUAGGGUAGCAGCAGUUGAACGACUGGCGAGGCGACGACCGCAGCAUCUGGUACAGGCGGUAAAUGAAGAUGGCAAGAGGCGAUAUGGCCCGACAGAGGAUGGUAACGGCGCGUAGCAACUAGCUGGACCGCAGCCAACCGCAGCUAACCGCUACCAACCAACCAACCAGCUGCCCAGCCCACCUGCUCGGACCGUAGCUGCCUGCUGGUGUGCCUACUGUCAACGUGGGGGGACCCAUGGGACCCUUCCCUCAGCAGGGGGCUCCGGUUUUUGCAGCAGCAGCGGCAGCAGCGGUGCAGCAGCAGCAGCAACAACAACAGCUCCUCCCCUUCCUGCACCUGCUGCAUUGGUGACGGCUUGUGCUUGGAGCAAUGUAGAAGUAAUGGUGGAGUGGCCGGCCGGCCGGCUGGAUGGCUGGCUUGAAUGAUGCCCGGCGGAGCCGAGGAGGGAUGGAGCGCGAGCAUGGAUGGAUGCAUGGAUGGAUAGAGGAGCGCGAGCUGUUGUCAUCUGCUGACGUAACUGUACGAUACUGUGACAUACACUGUAAGAGUAUCCUGAAGAGGCAACUGACGUUGGAAAAAGGUUGUAAUGAUGAUAGGUGCUGAUGCGGUUGAGUGCAGAUUGCUAAGAUAGAAUGGCAGAUGGGCCGCUUUAGUGCGGCUCACACGGGCAUGCAUGUCAGCGUGUGACUGCAUGGUUAGUUAGAGACUGGUGAACCGUGAACAGCAAGCGGCGUACAAAACGGAUUGAGCCACGGCACUGUACUGGUGUGUUAAAAUAAAUGGCCGCGAGGCGAAACGUACUGUGAUUGCCGAAAGAUGGAGUCCUGGUGUGUGUUAAAAUAACUGGCCCUGGUGUGUGUUAAAAUAAAUGGCCGCGAGGCGAAACGUACUGUGAUUGCCGAAAGAUGGAGUCCUCCCUGGUGUGUGUGUGUGUGUGUGUCAAAAUAAGAAACUGGCCGCGAGUAGGUGUGUGUCUGUCUGUGUGCCUUAUGGCAUGGCAAGCAACGUAGCUGUGGCAGGCAGCUGUGGUCUAGCAAGCAAUGUAGCCCAUCAGACUCUGGUUUCUUUCUCUCUCUACAUGGCGUGGCAGAGGCCGUGACGACGUUUGGAGAGACGACUUUCGUCUUUGCUGGCGUGGUGCAGCUUGACUGACGAAAUAGAGAAGAGGAGUGGAGGGGUGGGCUCAUGAUCUUGUUGUUUGGCGAAGCAGGCUUGUUGAUUGUCUGCCUACCUCUCUGCCUGCCUGUCUGUCUGUACAUACCCGUUAUGUGCGUUUCAUACCCCGCACGGCUCCCAGGAAGUGUUGUGUUCUGAGCUGAUGCUGAGCUGUAUGUCCAUUUAUACGAUACCAAUCUUAAAGGUUAGAACGUACGGCAGUUGUAGUUCGGUUUAGAUGCCCCAUUGCUCGUGUACAUGGGAGCAUCCCUUCUGCAAGAAGUGCUGUCUUGAGUGACAUAACGUGCUACCGGGGGAACUGGGUGGAAGGGGUAUAGACCACCGUACCGAUAUUCCAAUAGUUGUGCAGCCAGGUGGAGGGUGUAGGAAGAGGCUGGUAGCAGCAACCCCUAAUGACUAGCGAGGCAGCCGUUGCAUUGUUUAGUCAUCUCCGUUGGUACUUAUCCGGCAGCUGACAAAUGGAGGGCUGAGUUCGGAAAACCUAUCACGGCCGGACUUCAUCAGACACGAUACCUUGUGUGCUGAGCUUGUGGCUGAGCUGCUAACAUUACAAUAACAAUCUGCGAAGACGGAGCGCCUGCAUUUCCAUUGUGGCCCUACCUAGAGGCUAUGUUAAUCCCUGCCAUGGC
Astrephomene gubernaculifera is the source of this 2963-nucleotide messenger RNA. Lineage: Eukaryota; Viridiplantae; Chlorophyta; Chlorophyceae; Chlamydomonadales; Astrephomenaceae. The record is from the annotation of a GenBank genome assembly.